CCUUUUUUUCGUCACUGUUAAUCCUUUCCCCUUUUUAUGAGAGAGAAAAAUUAAAAUCAACAAUGGAGGAGAGAGAAUUUCCGACGAAAGUACGGUUAGGGUUUUUGUUAGGGUUUACAAUCUUCACCAUCUUCUUCUUUAAUUCAAUCGAACAAAUUGAAGGUUCAAUUCACGAUUACAAAAAUGAAGAUUUCAUUCCUCAGUCUAAUGCCUUUUUCUUCCAUGGCGGAAGUGAAGGUCUCUACGCUUCUAAAGUUUACGAUCACUCUUCUUCUUCCGAGAAAAGUUACCAAGGAAGGUCUUUUAUCAGAUUUGAGUCCAUCAUUUUGACGAGAACAAAGGAGUCUGCUGAGAAGCAGAAUGAAUGGCAGCAAUAUACUGGUACGGUGGAAGCUAUCAUUGUUGAGGUGAAAGACCGAGAAAGGAUUGGUGGCACGUACCUUAAAACUGAUGCUAUCUGUUGCAACCACACCCUUGCAAGUGAGGGGCAUUGCAAAGUGGGAGAGGUUAUUAUCCAUCCCAAUCCGGAAAACCGUGAAUGGCCUCAACGUAUCAAGAUCUUCUUUGAAGCAAAGAAUGAUAAGGCCUCGAUGCCUCUCAAAUCUGUUGACAUUAACAGCACAGGAAUGUAUUAUUUGUAUUUUAUGUACUGUGAUCCGGCACUGAAGGGUACCACAAUAAGUGGAAGAACAGUAUGGAAGAAUCCGGAUGGUUAUUUGCCUGGGAAAAUGACUCCUUUGAUGAAGUUUUAUGGCUUCAUGUCAUUAGCAUACCUCUUGCUAGGACUGGGUUGGUUACUGCGGUUUGUGCAGUUCUGGAAAGAUAUUAUACAACUGCAUUAUCACAUUACAGCAGUGAUUUCCCUUGGUAUGCUUGAAAUGGCGUUAUGGUACUUUGACUAUUCAAAUUUGAAUGCAACUGGUAUUAGACCAAUGGGGGUCACUAUGUGGGCAGUAACCUUCACUGCAGUAAAAAAGACUCUCUCCCGUCUUCUCCUUCUGGUUGUUUCCAUGGGAUAUGGUGUGGUGAAACCAACUUUAGGGGCUAUUACGUCAAAGGUUCUGCUUUUUGGGGCUGUUUACUUUCUUGCUUCAGAAGCACUUGAACUGUAUGAACACUUGGGCAACAUUAAUGAUUUCUCUGGGAAAACAAAAUUAGUUCUGGUGUUGCCUGUUGUGUUUAUGGACACAUGCUUCAUUUUGUGGAUCUUUUCCUCUCUUUCGAACACUCUGGAGAAGCUUCAGAUUCGUAGAAGCAUGGCCAAAUUGGAGCUGUACCGGAAAUUCACAAAUUCCCUUGCGAUAUUUGUGGUUCUAUCAAUUGCUUGGAUAGGUUAUGAGUUGUAUUUCAAUGCAACUGAUCCUUUGAGUGAGCUCUGGCGAAUUUCAUGGAUCAUUCCCGCCUUUUGGGCUGUGCUUGCGUACUCUCUUUUAGUAGUAAUAUGUAUACUCUGGACUCCUUCUCGCAAUCCUACAAGGUAUGCCUAUUUCGCAGAGUCAGGCGAUGACUUAGAUGAAGAGGGUGUCUCGCUAACAAGUAGUGGAGUGAAGAUUGCCGCUGAUAUGGCAAGCAAGCUCGAGUUGAAAGAGAGAAAAGUUCCGAGCACAACAGAACACGUGUUUGUUGGGGUUAGGGAGGAGCUAGAGGAGGACAAGCGAGAGUAGAUGGAGCAGCAAUGGUUUCUCUUAUCUGCUGCACCAUAAUUUUGACUCAUUCUGACUGAUACUUGGGGUUGGGGGGGGGGGGAUGUUGUUGUUGUUGUACAUACGGGAAAGAUGACCAGCUUAGCAUAAGUAUUAAGGAAAACUGGUAAAGCUUUCUUGUGAAAUCAUGUGAUUACUGUAACUAAAAGCUAUGAAAAGAGAACUAGCUGAUUCUGUGGUGCAUUUGAUCCUCAAGCUUGGUGUUGAAGCAUGCACGAUUUUCUACUUUAAUACUACCAACUAUUUUGCUUUGUACGCAACUAUAAACUGCCCUUGAAUGUAUUGAAGUUGGCUGUAAUGUGUUUGUUGCACAUCACCUUUUUCCUGAAAAA
This is a messenger RNA of Beta vulgaris subsp. vulgaris (sugar beet), 2035 nucleotides long. RefSeq lists its product as uncharacterized. Lineage: Eukaryota; Viridiplantae; Streptophyta; Magnoliopsida; Caryophyllales; Amaranthaceae. The record is from RefSeq and is a predicted model, not a curated record. Gene Ontology annotation, biological process: transport. The transcript is spliced from 5 exons. The coding region runs from base 63 to 1664 and encodes 533 amino acids. Gene Ontology annotation, cellular component: membrane; Golgi apparatus.